CUGCAAGAAGAUUCCCAGCUGGCUUGCUGCAAUCUCCAAGGAAGGCACAACUGAAGGCACAUUUCCUGUCAUGGUGAACGAGAGGCAUAAUGGCAACCUGCUUGUGCACCUGGGACCCAAACUGCAGGCCUACCCGGAGGAGCUGCUCCGGCAGCGGCGAGGCCACGACGGCCAGCCUGAGUACCUGAUCCAGUGGAGUAUCGUCAGCUUGGAAGAGAGAGCAGUGGGGGGCAGCAGUGCCUCCUCUGCAGAGACCAAGCCGGAGAACAUCUCGAUGUGGAUGUCUGCAGAAGAGGUCUGUGCCAGCUGCCCGGCGCUGCUGGGCAAGAGGAAGCUGGAAGGGCGGUGGGUGAAAGAGGAGAAGGCAGCCAGCCCGUUCGCUGCAGCUGUCCCGCUGGAUGAAGCCUCGCUGCUGGAGAUGAAGGCUGAUGUCAGGAGCCUGGUGCAGCGAGCUGGCCGGCAGAUGGCUGAAACCGGGGCCCCCGAGUCCUCCAUUCUCAACACCAUCCAUGUGCUGAGCGCGUACGCCAGCAUCGGCUCGCUGGCGGGUGCCUUCAAGGAGACGGGAGCCCUCGACUUGCUGAUGAAGAUGCUGUGCCACAAGGAGAAGCAAAUCCGCCGCAGUGCUGGCAAGAUGCUGAGGAUCCCUGGGAAGCUGCUGUUCGUCCUGGUGAAGCGCUACCUGUGUGUCACUUCUCUCAUGGACAAGCUCAGCAGUGGUGCGGAGCAGGGAGGGGAGCAGCAGGAGUGCGCUGUGCCCAGCCUGCUCGCUGAGGAGAGGAGCCGCGUGAAGCAGGAGUUUGAGUUCAGCAUGGCUAUGGCAAACCUCAUCCUGGAGCUGGUGCACGUGAUGGGCUGGGACCACAGCCACAAGCCAGAGCUGCUGCCCCAACAGGAGCUGCGGCCUCGCACCACCCACUCCAUCUUCCAGCCCAAGACCCCAGCCUGCACUGCUGCCCAAAUGCCUGUGCUUACUUCAAAUCAUGGUCCCCACAAAAAGCAGGGUCGUGCCUUCCUGACCCCAUCAGACUUUGCAGACCGCAGUGGCUAUGUGGAGUACUUACAGGCAAACCUGGUGCGCGGCAUGAGGGUGCGCUUGCUGGAGGACUGUGGUGAUGUUAGAGCUGGGGAGGAAGGCGAGUUUCUUCAGAGCACUAAUAGCAUGCACACAGUGCAGGUUUUAUGGCAGUCAACAGGUCAGACCUACUGGAUGCGUUGGCACAUGUUGGAGAUUAUUGGCUUUGGAGACCAGUGGGAAGAUCUUGCUGCUCAGGAAAAAGAAUAUAGUCUGAUAGAGAGCUUUAAGCUAGACACAG
Molecule: messenger RNA, 1316 nt
Organism: Pygoscelis adeliae (Adelie penguin)
Lineage: Eukaryota; Metazoa; Chordata; Aves; Sphenisciformes; Spheniscidae
Product: cullin-9-like
Exons: 4
Source: RefSeq, a predicted model, not a curated record